CACAGAGAGACGCGAUGCCGCCUGCGCUGUUUCCCGGCGACCGGUGACUCUCGCGAGACGCGCUCAUUGUUAGGUCGCACCUGUCAUGACAGCAUGGUGACCGACGUUCCGCUACCGUUCGCCGGACCGCGACGCCGAAUACUGCGCACGGUGCUCGUCUGCUCUUCCUUUCUCUUCUUUUGCUCCUUCGCCUUCUCGUCAACGGCGGCGUCUUCACAGAUACAGAUUGACGAGUCCGUGCCAGUGGAGGAGGCGACGGUGGUGCUGGCCGAGGUGGCGCGCCUGCCCUGCUCGCUGGAGCCGCCCGACGCCGACGAUCAAGUGGCACUCGUCAUCUGGUUCAAGGACGACAACGCCUCCCCCAUCUACAGCGUGGACGCUCGCGGGCGCGUGCCGUCGCACUGGGCGGACGACCGGCGCCUCGGCGGGCGCUCCUUCUUCCGGCUGGCUGGCGACCGGCCUCCCGGCCCGCACCUGGCCAUUGAGGGCGUGCGCGUCGCCGACGCCGGCUCCUACCGCUGCAGGGUCGACUUCCGCCGAUCGCCCACUCGCAACUCCGUCGUCCGGCUCACCGUAAUCGUUCCACCCGACAACGUGAGCAUCCUGGACGAGCACGGCCGCGUGGUCAAAGAGGUCCUGGGCCCCUAUCCAGAGGGCGCGCAGCCCACCGUGUCCUGCGUCGCCACCGGUGGCCGGCCCAUCCCGCGGCUGUACUGGCGGCUGAACGGCGCGCCGCCGCUGGAGGGCGCCCAGGAGCAGCAGCGGCUGCUGCCGGAGGGCGGCGUCGCGGCGUCGCUGCGGCUGCCGCGGCUGUCGCGCGCCCUCCUGCUCGCCGUCGUCUCCUGCCAGGCCGUCAGCAGCCCCCACGUGCCGCCCGUCGCCGCCAGCGCCGCCGUCCACCUUCUGCUGGAGCCGCUGACGGUGCGCCUGCUGGACGAGAACCGGCCGCUGAGCGCGGGCCGGCAGUACGAGCUUCGCUGCGAGACCGCCGGCUCGCGGCCCGCUGCCACCGUCACCUGGUGGAAGGACGGCGAGCAGCUGCCCGCCGAGCGGGAGACCACGAACGCGGACGGCAACGUGACGACGAGCGUGGCGCAGGUGACGCCGGCGCUGGGGGACGCGGGCCGCCAGCUGUGCUGCCACGCCGCCAACGCCAGAGUGCAGGGCGGCGCCGUCAGCGACUGCUGGACGCUGCACGUCCGCUACAGCCCCGUCGUGUCUCUGGAGCUGGGCAGCAACAUCAACGGCAGCGCCAUCCGCGAAGGCGUCGACGUUUACUUCGAAUGCAACGUGCGCGCCGACCCCUGGAUACACAAGGUCAUCUGGAGGCACAACGGUCGCCUACUGCACAACAACGUGAGCGCGGGCACGCUGCUGAGCAACCAGACGCUCGUGCUGCAGGCGGUGACGCGGAACAGCUCCGGCCUCUACACCUGCGUCGCCAGCAACAGCGAGGGCGACACCGAGAGCAACGCCUUCAACCUCGACGUCAAGUUCGCGCCGGAGUGCCGGCCGGGCCAGCAGCUGGUGUGGGGGGCGGCUCGUCGCGAGGUGCUGCAGGUGCCGUGCGAGGUGGAGGCGCGCCCGCCGGCCCGCCUCUUCCGCUGGGCCUUCAACAGCAGCGCCGCCGCCUCCGAGACGCGCCCGCUGGACGCCGGCGUGACGGCCGCGGCGCCGGGCCGCUCCGUGCUGCAGUACCAGCCCAUGGGCGAGCGCGACUACGGCACGCUGCUCUGCUGGGGCCGCAACGAGCUGGGCGCACAGGCCGUGCCCUGCGUCUUCCACAUCGUGCCCGCCGGGCGGCCGGACGCGCCGCACAGCUGCGAGGUGAGCGGCCGCGGCGCGACCACGCUGCGCGUGACGUGCGCGCGCGGCAGCGACGGCGGGCUGCCGCAGCAGUUCACGCUGGAGCUGGCGGACGCGGAGCGCCGGUUGGUGGCGAACGUGACGAGCCGCGGCCGGCCCGACUUCCUGCUGGAGGGCCUGCAGCCGGGCGCGCGCUACACGGCGCUCGUCUACAGCAGCAACGGCAAGGGCCGCAGCCAGGGCAGCGCCGCCCUGCGGGCUAGACGCAGUAAGCGUCUGAUGUUGCCUGAUCAGCUGUCGUCAGAGAGCACGGAACACUGUUCUCGUGAACUCUUCUUCGAGAUGGAAGAUCAAAGUCUGGGCUGA
Molecule: messenger RNA, 2172 nt
Organism: Schistocerca serialis cubense
Lineage: Eukaryota; Metazoa; Arthropoda; Insecta; Orthoptera; Acrididae
Product: protein sidekick-2-like
Exons: 13
Coding region: 94-2172 (692 amino acids)
Molecular function (GO): protein binding
Source: RefSeq, a predicted model, not a curated record